Messenger RNA from Symbiodinium necroappetens, 1110 nucleotides. The record is from the annotation of a GenBank genome assembly. NCBI's taxonomy places the organism in Eukaryota, Dinophyceae, Suessiales, Symbiodiniaceae.
AUGCAGAAGUACAGAGGCAAGGUUCUCGUGCCCUAUGCCAAACGGACCAAGCCGGACGAUGAUGGGGAGGAGAUUAUCAGGCAUGACAGGAUGCCUGAGGAUACCCCGAUGGGGCUUGUUGAUGACGUAAAGGUGCGGCUCACGCUUCAACAAGACGGCCUCCGGCUCCAGGACAUGCCCAGGGUCGUUCGUGCUCAUCCGAAAUACGUGGAGGUUGCCGUUCGGCAGAAUGGCUUCGCCAUCGCAUUCGCCAGUCCCGAACUGCAGGUGAAUGUGCCGAUCAUCGAGGCCGCGUUGACUCAAUCUGGCGAAGCAUUGGAAUUGCUUGCAGACGAGUUCCGGGCACAGGAGGAGCUUGUCCUAGCAGCUGUGCACCAACACGGCUGCAGCCUUCGGUUUGCUUCUGCCCAGCUUCGAGCUGAUCCCGAUCUUUGCCUUGAGGCCGUCGGCCAAAAUUGGCAAGCCAUCGAGUACUGCGAUCCCGUGCUGUACACCAACAGGGAUUUCAUGUCAAAGGCUGUCAGUGCGAGCUGGCGUUGUCUAUCCUUCGCCCACCCGGACCUGUGCAACGACAGAGCAGUGGUACAGGUUGCCCUUAGGCAGAGCUGGCUGGCGUUGGCCCACGCCAGCGAGUUCUUGCGAAGGGACCGGAGUUUGGUGGAGGAGGCCUUGGACCGCGGCGCAUGGCAGGUCAUGCUCCACACGGAUGCAGCACUUCAGAACGAUCGCAGCCUCGUGCUGAAAGCGCUGAGAAGAUCCGGACACGCGCUCCAAUGUGCGUCGCCGCAGCUGCAGGAUGAUGAAGAGCUGGUGAGGGAAGCCUCUCAACGUGAGCCGCUAGCGCUGGAGCAUGCUUCAGAGCGCCUUCGCGAUCGUGAGGACCUGGUCCUGCCGGCGCUGCGGAUGGAUCGCUGUGCGCUGAGCUAUGCCUCUGAGCGAUUGAAAGGGGACUCCGAUUUCAUCAUGCGCUGCGUCCAGAUCAAUGGGAUGUCCGUGGAGUUUGCCUCGGAUGCUCUCCGGGCGAACGAAGACAUACUGCUGGCCGCAGUAAAACAAGACUGGCGCGCGGUGAACUUCGCGCCUUCUGACCUACAGAGCAAGCUGACCUGA